This is a messenger RNA of Erigeron canadensis, 1002 nucleotides long. RefSeq lists its product as uncharacterized. Lineage: Eukaryota; Viridiplantae; Streptophyta; Magnoliopsida; Asterales; Asteraceae. Bases 1 to 1002 code for a protein of 333 amino acids. The transcript has a single exon. The record is from RefSeq and is a predicted model, not a curated record.
AUGAUCUCAAGUGUUCCUGGGUUUUGCAAUCCAAUUCCAAAAUUCAAUCCUGCUCCUUAUCUCAUUAACAGAUAUGGGGAUAGGAUUGCGAAUGUGGAAAUUCCAAAGAAAUUCCAAGUGCCAAAUAUGAAGCCCUAUGAUGGAACUUCCGAUCGACAAGAGCACAUUGCAUUAUAUUUGGAGAAGAUGGAGACUGUGCCCAUUCCCUACAACCUGAAGGAAGCUUGUCUAUGCCGAAGCUUUGGCUCCACAUUGACUGGCUCAGCCUUAAAAUGGCUGCAGAGUUUGCCUCCUCAAUCCAUAAACUCUUUUGCUGAUUUAACUAAUUUGUUUUACAGUCAAUUUUCAUGCAGUAGAACUUUUGAGAAAUUAACUGAUGAUUUAUAUAAAAUUACUCAAAAACAGCAUGAAUCACUUAGAGACUUUAUGACUAGAUUUACUAAAGAAUCUCUUAAUAUUCCUAAAUUAGAUAUGUUAACUGCUAUCCAAGCUUUGCAAAGAGGCCUCCACCCUGGAUCCAAAUUACAAGAAGACCUUAUAAUGACACCAUGCAGAAACUUGGAUGAGGCAAAGGCUAGAGCAGCGAGAUUCAUCAGACUUGAAGAAAAUGAAUUAACAACAGCAAAACUGGAUGCCUUAUCUUACGAUCGACCAAAUCGUAGGACUGAGACUCCAGUCUUCAAACAAAGGCAUAAACCAUAUACAAGACAUGUUCAGAAUCAAAUCAAUGUUGUUGAAGAAGAAGAAGGGAAUGAGUACCCUGCAUUAUCGACAUAUUGUUUCUAUGUCGGUAUACCUAGCUUGAUAAUGGCAAUGAGAAACCUUGGAGACAAGGUCAGAUGGCCACAAAAGAAAAGUAACGAUGGUUAUUUCAAGAAAAAGGAUACCAGUCAAUGGUGUGCCUACCACAAAGAUUUUGGUCACAUCACUGAAGACCAAGAUGCUGAGAAAAGAAAUAUGUAUACUCUUAUCCAAAGGGUAUUUGACAGAGUUAAUGGGUAG